Molecule: messenger RNA, 2268 nt
Organism: Pyrgilauda ruficollis (rufous-necked snowfinch)
Lineage: Eukaryota; Metazoa; Chordata; Aves; Passeriformes; Passeridae
Gene: SLC26A3
Product: solute carrier family 26 member 3
Exons: 20
Coding region: 1-2268 (755 amino acids)
Biological process (GO): transmembrane transport
Cellular component (GO): membrane
Molecular function (GO): oxalate transmembrane transporter activity; secondary active sulfate transmembrane transporter activity; bicarbonate transmembrane transporter activity
Source: RefSeq, a predicted model, not a curated record
AUGGUUGAACCUGUGGGUAACCAUUAUGUUAUAGCCAGACCUGUGUACUCGGAGAAUGCAUUCAAUGAAGAGCAUGAGAAAUUGCACAGAUACCAUAAAACCUUUUGGGAUCACCUGAAACUCUAUUUUAGCUGCUCCCCACAAAGGGCCAAAAAAAUUGCUUUGGGUUUGUUUCCAGUUGUUUCCUGGCUGCCAGCGUACCGCUUCAGGGAGUGGAUCCUGAGUGACAUCAUCUCUGGCAUCAACACGGGGCUCGUGGCUGUGCUGCAAGGUCUGGCCUUUGCUUUGCUGGUGAAUGUCCCCCCCAGUUAUGGACUCUAUGCAGCAUUCUUCCCUGUCCUGGUCUAUUUUAUCUUUGGCACAUCGAGACAUAUCUCAGUGGGUCCCUUCCCUGUCCUGAGCCUCAUGGUGGGAGGAGUCGUCACCAGGCUGGUCCCUGAUGACAGCACUGGAAAUGGCAAUUCCACAAAUACCUCAGCAAUUAAUGAUGAGAGGGUGAUGGUGGCUGCAUCUGUAACCUUCCUUUCUGGGGUCGUUCAGUUGCUUCUGGGAAUUUUCCAGUUUGGAUUCAUCGUUAUAUAUCUAUCACAAUCAUUAAUUAGUGGUUUCACAACUGCUGCAGCUAUCCACGUUUUGGUAUCUCAGCUGAAAUUCAUGUUUCAGCUACCUGUCCCCGGAUUUAAUAAACCAUUUGGCAUCAUCUAUACUCUGGAGAGCAUUUUCAGCCAGAUCACAAAAACAAACGUUGCUGACCUUGUCACAUCACUGGUUGUCUUGCUUAUCGUGUUUGUGGUGAAAGAAAUGAACGAUCGAUACAAGGAAAAGUUACCGGCUCCCAUCCCGAUCGAGCUCCUUGUGACAAUCUUAGCAGCAUUGAUUUCCUAUUUUGUCAACUUUGAAGAAAAAUUUGAAGUAGCUGUUGUUGGAAAACUAGAGGAAGGGUUCCACGCGCCGGUUGCACCUGAUGUAGGCAUCCUCCAGAACUGUAUUGGUGAUGGCAUUUCCAUCGCAAUCGUUGGGUUUGCAGUAGCCUUCUCCGUGGCUAAAGUGUAUUCCAUCAAGCAUGACUACCCAAUAGAUGGCAACCAGGAACUAAUUGCUUUUGGGCUGGGUAAUAUAGUUGGUGGAUCAUUCAAGGGAUUUGCCUCCAGCACUGCUCUGUCAAGAUCAGGUGUGCAGGAGAGCACAGGAGGCAAAACACAGAUUGCUGGCAUUAUCUCAUCUGUCAUUGUUUUGGUUGUGAUCUUGGCCAUUGGGUUUCUCCUGGCACCAUUACAGAAGUCAGUCCUUGCAUCUUUGGCUCUUGGCAAUUUGAAAGGAAUGCUCAUGCAGUUCAAGGAAAUAGGCAUCCUCUGGAGAAAGGACAAGUGUGACUGUAUUAUAUGGGUGGUGACUUUCUUAGCUGCCAUCUUUCUUGGCCUGGACAUUGGGCUAGCAACAGCCGUGGCAUUCCAGCUGCUGACCGUGGUGAUCCGCUCCCAGAUUCCAAGCUGCACUGUUUUGGCCAAUGUUGGGAGAAGUAACAUCUACAGAAACAGGAAGGAUUACACUGAUAUCUAUGAGCCAGAGGGAGUGAAGAUUUUCAGAUGCUCCUCUCCGAUCUUCUUUGCUAAUAUUGAAUUUUUUAGAGAGAAACUCAUCACUGCUGUUGGCUUCAACCCACUGAGAGUCCUGAGGAAACGCAAUAAAGCUCUGAGGAAGAUUAGGAAGAUGCUGAAGAAAGGACAGCUGCAAGUGACACCAAAGGGCUUGAUUUGCAUGGCUAACCCUACAUAUGAGUCAGAGGAAGAGUUGGACAACAACAAGAUAGAGGAGCUGGACCAGCCCACCAUCAUGACAGACUUGCCCAUUCGGAUCAACUGGGGCACUGACCUCCCCCCUGGCAUCACUGUGCCCCAGGUCAACCUCCACAGCAUCAUUCUGGAUUUCUCAUCCGUGUCCUUCCUCGAUUUUUCUGCCAUGACAGUCCUCCGAAAGACUUUGAAAGAAUUUGUCCGGCUUGACAUUGACAUUUACAUCGCUGGGGCAUACGAGGGCCUCCUGGACAAACUGGAGAGAAGUGCAUUUUUUGAUGAAGAGAUUAAGCCAUCCAUGUUUUUCCUCACCAUUCAUGAUGCGGUUUUACACAUUUUGCUGAAGAAGGACAUAGCCAACUCCCCCAAAUUAAAGCUUGCUGAGGAGAAGGGUAGAAGCAGUGACUGUGUCAUCAUCCCCAGGAACGGACUGCGCAGCCGGGAGUGCACAAUGCCAACAGAAACAAAAUUUUAG